Ziziphus jujuba (common jujube) is the source of this 814-nucleotide messenger RNA. Its product is annotated as ribosomal RNA-processing protein 17. Lineage: Eukaryota; Viridiplantae; Streptophyta; Magnoliopsida; Rosales; Rhamnaceae. The coding region runs from base 60 to 662 and encodes 200 amino acids. The record is from RefSeq and is a predicted model, not a curated record. The transcript has 4 exons. Gene Ontology annotation, molecular function: RNA binding. Gene Ontology annotation, cellular component: nucleolus.
UAAUUAGAAUUUUGAGCAACCUAAAAGGAAACACACAGAACAGUAGGUGGGAAGCUGCAAUGGCGGACGAAGGCGAAGAAGAACAACCGAUUGUUGGCCAACAGGCCCGAGGUCGCCACAUAAAGAAGAGGGCUCUUAAGAACAAAGCUCUCUCUGUCACAUUUGACGAGAAGGAUCUAAGGAACUAUGUGACUGGGUUUCACAAGAGGAAGAAGAAAAGGAGAAAGGAAGCCCAAAAGAAACAAGAGGAGGCACAAAGGCGAAAGCGUAUUGAGGACCGCAAAAAGAGGAAAUUAGAAAGAGAACUGGUUAUAUAUGGUGGAGCUCCACCAGCAAAUGGUUCAGCAUCUGAUGGAAGUGAUGUCCCGGAGGAGGAUGAAGAUGGCGAGCCACUUGCAUCCAUUUCUGGGACUACUACCUAUGACAAUGGUGACACGAAAGUCACAGUAAUGACAAGCGAGAUCUCUCACGAGGAGGAAAUCUAUCCAAAUGAAAAGACAGGGACAACUACAGUGCCCAAACUGAUUGGAGCUGUUAGAGAGCACAAUUUACCUGUAAAAAAGAAACCAUUCAAGAGAGUAACCAAACACAAAUCUCGACCUAAGCCCCAAAGCAAAAGAGAGAAAAGAAAGCGGAAGAACAAAAGCAAGAGGGGGUGCUAGUUUUGUCUAAAAUCUUUAUAAAAUUUAAUUAUCUCGUCUUCUUUUUUAUUUUAAUUUUACUUCUUUGUUGAAAUUAUCUCUGUCCUCUUUAUGCGGAUGAUGUUCUAUUUAUUUAUUUUUUUUCAGUUUAUGCCAUUGAAAUAUUUACAUUC